Molecule: messenger RNA, 2348 nt
Organism: Epinephelus lanceolatus (giant grouper)
Lineage: Eukaryota; Metazoa; Chordata; Actinopteri; Perciformes; Serranidae
Gene: riox2
Product: ribosomal oxygenase 2
Cellular component (GO): nucleolus
Molecular function (GO): histone H3K4 demethylase activity; histone H3K36 demethylase activity
Source: RefSeq, a predicted model, not a curated record
AUCAUAACAAAUAUUAAGGGGUCGUUUUUGUGACAUGAGAAAAUGAGAAAGUUGAUCUUAUAACCAAGCAAGCAGUUAAAAAAAGAAAAUAUAGAUAUCAUGAUCAAGUUAUCAAAACUGGAAGGAAAGGGCACAGUAUGGAAGAAAACAAAUGAAAAAUGGCAGCAGCACUGGGAGCAGGAGGUGAGAGGGAGACAUCUAGGCCUAUAUGCACUACAGAAGAGAGUGGGCGCUGGGAGAAGCAGAGGAGGAAACAGGAGAGAGGAGACAGUGAUGACAAGGCUGAGAAUUGGACAUAGUAACCUGAAUGGGACACUUCACAUUAUCGGGAAACAUGUAAAUGGAUUAUGUGACUGUUGUCAGACACCAUAAACAGUGGAACAUGUGAUUACGAACUGCAACAAAUACAGACAGGAACGGAAAGAAAUGCUGGAGGAGAUGAGGAGAGAAGGACUCACAUGAUCAAGCUUAAAGGACAUACUGGCGUGUGGUGAGACUGGGAAAGGCAGAAAGUGUUUGAUAUGCUUUCUAAAAAGAACUGGACUGAUACGGAAGAUAUGAGACACUGGAUAAUAUAGGAGUCAAAUAACUCCAGAAGAUGGCGGUAAUGCAACGCUAAGGAUGCAAGCUACCGUUAAACCCCAGAGAAGAAGAAGAAGAAGAACACGUUUGUGCUCAUAGACAAGUUUCCACUCGGACAUAUUUCGGUAAACACGAUUUAGUUCACGUGGGGCAUAACAACGUUUUAGGGCAGGAGGAGGCUCAUCUCGGCUGUGGGUAAAAGAUUAAAAUGCCAAAGAAAAGCACAGCAAAGAGUGUAAAGAGAGGAAGCAGUGAUAAUGAUGAGCAGCUCCCUCCUAAACAGAGCAGGUUAAAGCACAGUGACAUCCCAUCACCCCUGUGCUUCAACAGCCCUGUCAGCCUGUUCGAGAGCCUCAUCCAGCCCAUGGGUACAGAGCAGUUCUUCAGGGAGUACUGGGAGAAGAAACCCCUCCAUCUCCAGAGAUCUGAUCCCAGCACAGCCUCCUACUACCAGUCUUUGUUCCAGCUGUCUGACCUGCAGAGCCUGUGCUCCAACAAUCUGGAAUACUACAGGGACAUCAACGUUGUUCGCUGCAUCAAUGGCAAGAAAAAGGUGCUCAACAAGCAGGGGCAAGUUAAGAACAGUGCACUCUGUAAAAACUUUGUUCAGAAUAAAGCCACCAUCCAGUUCCACCAGCCCCAGAGGUUCAAGGAUGAGUUGUGGAAGAUCCAGGAAAAGCUGGAGUGUUUCUUCGGAGCCUUGGUGGGCUCUAACGUCUACAUCACACCACAGGAGUCCCAGGGCCUUCCACCUCACUAUGAUGAUGUUGAGGUAUUUAUCCUGCAGCUGGAGGGACAGAAACAUUGGCGUCUCUAUAGUCCUACUGUUCCGCUGGCAGCAGAGUACAGCGUGGAGUCAGAGGAGAGGAUUGGCAGCCCAACCCAUGAUAUCGUACUGAAGGCAGGAGAUCUUCUGUACUUUCCCAGAGGAACCAUUCAUCAAGCAGAGACACCCGCAGGAGUGGACCACUCCACCCACGUGACUCUCAGCACCUACCAGAGAAUGUCAUUGGGAGAUUUGCUGUUGGACAUAUUUCCUAGCUUGCUGUGUGACCGCAGCAAGAGUGAAGUCAGCCUGAGACAGGGCAUACCCAGAAGACUCUUACUGGGUAAUAGUGAAGGCUUGGACACCGCCAGGCUGCUAGCCGCUAGAUUCAGAUCUCUGGCUGAUGAAAUGGAAACAGGGAUGCAGGAAGUGACCUCCACUCACAUGAAGAGAGACUUCAUCAUGAACAGACUGCCACCGUACAGCCAGCAGGAGCUGCUUACACCAUCUGGGAAGAUUCCUGCCUUAGAGGAUAUGGUAUGUUUGAGGUUUAAAGACCAUAUGGUGAUAACGGUGGAGCCAAGCCAAGAGAGAACAGAUGAGGCCACAGAGCUGGUCAUCUCUGUCUUACAUUCUCUGAAGAACCAGAGGGAGAGCCACAUGAUGGGUGAAAGUUGUGAUGAACAGGAUGGACUGAAUAUCUCCUGGGGGCUGCAGUUCCCCCUGUCCCAUCUCCAGGCCCUGCGGCAGCUCCAACAGGCAGAACAGCUGGCUGUGGACCAGCUCCAGCUGCCCACACAGGAGGCCAAACUCAGUCUGGUUCUGGCUCUCUGGAGUGAGAACCUGCUGGUUGUACUAUAGCACACCACUAUUUAAAAAUAUCAGUGAAGAAUUAAAUCACAACAAUACAUAGGCAUUUAUGAAUACCUUUGAAGAUAUUUCUUGUGUUAUUGUGUUGUUAGUUUUCUGGUUCCUCCUGAAUAAAGCUGCUAAACCUCCA